Molecule: messenger RNA, 720 nt
Organism: Gongylonema pulchrum
Lineage: Eukaryota; Metazoa; Nematoda; Chromadorea; Rhabditida; Gongylonematidae
Source: the annotation of a GenBank genome assembly
AUGAUUGGCGUAGCAUUGAUUUUGAGCGUCGAUAUUUGGGCUGGGAUUGUGGCCGAGGUGCACUUGGCACCUGUGCUAUUGGCAACUGCACUGGGCCGCAAACUGUGCGCCUUCGAUGAGCUUUCGCAGCUAGAUCCCGAACUUUACAAAAGUCUCGCUUACGUGAAGCAUUAUUCGGAUUCGGAAGAUGUUGCUGAUUUGUCACUGACGUUCUCCGUUGAUGAAGAUGUACUCGGACGUGUGCACACUGUUGAUUUGGUUCCUGGCGGACGUGCGAUACAAGUUACAAAUGAAAAUAAAAUUGCCUACGUUCACAAAAUGGCGCAGUACCGUGUGUUCAAUCAAACAAAGGAACAGUGUCGUGCUUUUGUGGUUGGAUUUCUCUCCGUUCUGAAUGGCAAUUGGAUUUCGUUAUUUGCUCCCCAUGAACUUCAAUAUCUAAUUUCUGGACAGUCUACUGAUAUUGAUUUACAUGAUCUUCGUAAGCACGUGCAAUAUUAUGGGGGCUUUCAUAACAAUCAUCGAGUGAUCAAAUGGCUUUGGCAGAUACUCGAAUGCGAUUUCACAGCUGAGGAGCGCCAUCUCUUUUUGAAAUUUGUGACGAGCUGUUCUUGCGCACCACUUCUUGGUUUUGCUUAUCUUGAGCCUCCUUUUUCGAUCCGAUGCGUCGAAGUGUCCGACGAUCAGGUAAUUUUGUUGUUGCACAGUUUUCGAAUGUGA